This is a messenger RNA of Drosophila simulans, 736 nucleotides long. RefSeq lists its product as uncharacterized. The record is from RefSeq and is a predicted model, not a curated record. The coding region runs from base 117 to 446 and encodes 109 amino acids. The transcript is spliced from 3 exons. Lineage: Eukaryota; Metazoa; Arthropoda; Insecta; Diptera; Drosophilidae.
GCAAUUCCAUUUCUACGCCCGUCGUCGAUGGUUUACCGAAAUCCGCACUCUUAAUACAAUUAAACAGCGUCGAAUAAAUAUAUUAAAAAAAAAGAAACACACACACAAGAAAAACAAUGCAUUUGCCCCAAGGAGCAUUAAGCUUUCUGUUCAUCACUUGCAUGAUGUUCGCACUGGCAGGCGGCCAUCCAUCAAGCGACAAGCUGAAGAUCCGAAUACACGUGCCGGUGAAGCACCACACACAUGUGCACACGAAGACGGUCAUUAAGAAGGUUCCGCUGCCCAUUCCGGUGCCGGUCAAGGAGCACCACCACGAGCCGAAGAAGCACCACAGCAGCCGCAGCCACCACCAUCACCAUCACCACGAGGACGACCAGGACGACGAUUUCGAGGGCUACGAGUACCCCAUCAAGGCCAAGCGGCGCACGCGGCAUCCCUUUGUCUGAGCCGGGGCACAGACCACCCAACCACCCACUCAGCGGGGAAAAUGAAAUCAAAUGAAAUACAAUUUACGCAGAUUAAGAUGAAAAUAAACCAAAAUACGAGCCAGCUUGGGUAGGCUGGAAAGCAAGAAAAGUCCGAGAAAAACAGCACAUAGCAAGAAAAACGCAAUCCUGGGUCUGAUUUGUCACUGUUUUUAGUGCGUAAGAGUACAACGUAAAAUAAAAAGAGAACCCUUAGAUCUAAGUAAUCAUUUCAGUGCAAUAAAAUAUACAAAAAUUACACUUAAGCACAA